Topomyia yanbarensis is the source of this 965-nucleotide messenger RNA. Its product is annotated as protein obstructor-E-like. The transcript has 2 exons. Gene Ontology annotation, molecular function: chitin binding. Lineage: Eukaryota; Metazoa; Arthropoda; Insecta; Diptera; Culicidae. Gene Ontology annotation, cellular component: extracellular region. The coding region runs from base 56 to 901 and encodes 281 amino acids. The record is from RefSeq and is a predicted model, not a curated record.
UCUCCGAUCAUAUUUUGUUACUGUUUUCAUCGAUACACAAGUAAACACAAAAGUGAUGUUAAAAUCAUUUAUCUUAGUCCUGGUUGCCGCGUGUUUCGUGGCACCAUCUGCAGCAAAUAGGUGCUUUGGACGGCCCGACGGUACGUUCAUCAACGAUUUUACUGCUUGCGAUACGUACUUUGUCUGCACUCGUCAGACACCUGUGUUGGGUCGCUGUCCACAAGGUUUCUACUUCAACGAGGCAGCGCAGAAGUGCGAUCAUCCUUGGAAUGUGAUCUGUCUUCUAUGUGUCGGUGAUAAUGGUGGCGAUGAGCCUGAUGAAACUGAGCCGACAAACGAUUUGCCGGUGAAUUACCCUAUCGAUCACGAGUGCCGAAUGUAUACAGCAUGUGCGGACGAUGAAGGUUUCCUGAGGGAAUGCGCUCCAGAUCUUAUGUUCAAUCCUGCUACGGGUCAAUGUGAUCUUGAAGAAAAUGUGGAUUGCGAGCAAAGUGUAUGUCCAAGUAACGUUAACCCAUCGGUACCAACGUUCGUUCCGGAUCUUAGGGACUGUGCGCGUUACUACAUCUGCUUCAAUCGUACUGCUACUGGGGAUUCGCAGAGGUGUGCUGGCGAUCUGCUAUUCAACCCGGAAACUCGCAUGUGUGAUCUACCGGAAAAUGUGGAAUGUGAUCAUAUUGUACUUCCACCAAUUGGAGAGUGUCCGCCGACGGGAAUGCAAUACAUUCCAGUGGAAGAUUCAUGCACUUCAUAUUACGUUUGCGUUAAUGGUGAUCAACGGGGUCCAGUGGAAUGCGCGGAUGGUUUGAUAUUUGAUAUCCUAACAAGAAGUUGUAGAAUACCGUCCGACGAAACCCAAUGCAUGACGGAUGAGGCCGUGAAAUUAAGAUUUAUCAUUUAAGCUGUAUUGUUCACGUCAUUUCAUUUCUAUAUAACCUAACGUUAAUGAAUUAAUCGAUGACAUA